AUGCCAAAUCUAAGGCCGAGCAUAUUAAAACUAGCAUGUGUAAUAUUGGCGUUUCUUAUAAUUACCUAUCUGCUCUCUUCUACUAUACCUGAUUGGAAGAGAGUCGCCUCAACACUGCCAUUGGAAACUGUUGUUGAUAAGGAAAAUCAAGAAAUUGUACAGAAUUUGAAGGAAGUCAAGUCUGGAAUUGAAGAUAAGGUAAUAUUUUGAAAAAACUUAAAGGUAUUGAUACCUAAACAUUGAAAAAAUAGCUUUUUUUGACUAUUGGCAGCCAUUUUAAGCCCAAAUUUUUGUUAAUAAUUUCAAAAAUUUUUAGACCCCACUGAUCCUCCUCUACACAACAGUGUUCCGAGAAGCCCCCAGGCCACCUACUGAUUGUAAAGUAAAAUGUGAUUUCUCGACGAACAAAGAUGACAUACGAAUUGCGGAUGCUGUAGUAUUUCAUGGCGGAGACUUUAUGGUGUCAGACGUGCCUAGAGAGAGGGGCCAACCUUUCCAAAAAUGGGUUUUCUGGUCGAUGGAAGCGCCUGGAGCCAAGUUUUUGACCGAAAAGGAUGGAAUUCCAGGUAAGUUGGAUUUGGGGAGGCUUUGGUAGGGUUUUUGAAGAAGGUAGGGUAAACUAGGGCAGGGUCGAACGAGGUGGUUAGGGUAGGUUCGUUUAGGGUAGGGUAAGGGUGGUUUGAGAGUAGGGUUUUGUAAUAUUACUGUAAGAUGAGGGCGGGGUAAAGCAAAGUAGGGUAGGACAAACUAAAAUCAAUACUAUGUGGACGAAAUGUAAAUCUUUUUAUAAAGGUAGGGUACUGUGAACUUAAGGUAUUGCAUUUUAGGGUAGGGUAGUGUAGGGUAAAGUAGAGUAAGGUAGAGUAGGAUAGGGUAGGGUAGGUAGGGUAGGGUAGGGUAAGUAUGGCCCUAUUACGGUAUGGUAAAGUUAGAUAAAGCUACUUUAACCUAACCCACUCCCAUUUUCAGCCCUAAAACCAGACUGGAUGAUGACCUAUUCCUACGCAUCAGAUAUUAAACAUGUCUACGGUGGAUUCUUCGUGCCUCCAGAUGAGGCUAAAAAACGAAAUUUCCAUCCAAUUGCCAAUUUUACUACAGAACAAAUCCUAAAAGACAAACAAUUUCAUGGAGCUAUCGGCUUCAUUUCGAAUUGUGUCAAUAAGGAAAGGCUUCGCGUGGCUAAAGCUUUGUCUAGGUAAGGACAUUACUAUAGACGAAGAUGUCAAUAGGAUGAGAGAGAAGGGUGAAUAGAGGUGGACCUACCUCUAAAUGGCAAAAACUUUCUUUACAAACCAGAAAAUAGCAAGAACUUUCUUUACAAACCAGAAAAUAGCAAGAACUUUCUUUACAAAACAGAAAAUGGCAAGAACUGUCUUUAUAAAACAAAAAAUGGUAAGAACUUUCUUUACAAACUAAAAAAUGGCAAGAACUUUCUUUCCAGGUACAUACGAGUAGAUAUCGGUGGUAAAUGUGCCUACGACAAGUCAAAAGUUGAUUUAUGCCCCCACGGUAAAGAUUGCACCCCAAUAAUCAACUGGAGCUACUUCUACCUGGCGUUUGAGAAUGUCAUCUGUGAUGACUAUGUGACAGAAAAGAUGACCAACACAUUGAGUUUACCCAUCAUACCAAUUGUAAUGUCAAAGAGAGUUUACAAGAAGUAAGCGAGAUAAGCUUAAAAUUAUGUGCUAUGCCUAAGGUUGCAUAACUAAGCCUAAAAUUGAGUAACUAAGCCUAAAUUUUCUCUGUUAAGCCUAAAUUUACUGCCUUAAGCCCAAACUUAUGUGCUAAGCCUAAACUUGCGUUAAUAAGUUUAAACUGGUGUUCCAUAAGCCUAAAAUUGCGUAACUAAGCCUGAAAUUGUGUGCUGCUAAGCCUAAAAUUGCGCAACUAAGCCUAAAAUUGCGUAACUAAGCCUAAAAUUGUGUGCUGCUAAGCCUAAACUUGCGUAACUGAUGUAAGCAUAAAAUUAUGUGCGCUAUGCCUAAAAUAGUGUAACUAAGCCUAAAUUCUCUGCGCUAAGUUUAAAAUUAUGAUGUAAUCCAAAAGUUGUGUAACUAAGCCUGAAUUGUCUGCUAAGCCUAAGCUUGCCUAAAUAAGACCAAAGUUGCAGCGUUAAGCUUAGAAUGCGUGACUGAACCUAAAAUUAUCUGCUAAGCCUAAAAUUGCGUAACAAAGCUAAAAGUGCUUUGCAAUAAGCCUAAUCAUAAGCCUUAAGUUCUGUACACUAAGCCUAAUGUUAAUUACCACAAUUUCAGUCGAUUCCCACCAGAAGCAUUCAUAGCUGUGGACGACUUUAAAAAUGUCAAGGAGUUGGCUAAACACUUGACAUAUUUGAUGAAACAUCCAAAAGAAUACGUCAAGCUGUUCGAAUGGAGGAAACAAUGGGGAAGGGCGGCUUGGGAGAGCUCUGGCUAUGAAAAUGGUAGGUUUUUAAAGUUUUAAUCGAAAAUGUCAUAUGGACUUGCUGUUGUAGGUAAAAGGGUUUAAAAAUGAAAGUAUUAGGCUUAAAGAGCUCUAAAAUUUAGGCCUAAAAAGCCUUAAAAAUUGAUUUUUUAGGCUAAAAACCGUUAAGGACCUUUUUAAUACAAAAAACAUUUUAAAACGAUGUAUGUUAGGCUUAAUCUAUCCAAAAAUUUAUAUUUUAAGUCGAAAAGUCUUAAAAUAAAGUUUUUUUAAACGUUUUAAAUGGUUGGACACUACCUUAGGCUAAAAAUACUUAAAAUAUAAAAAUUUAGGCCUGUGCGGACUAUGUAAAAAGCUCCAAACAGACGGCUUAAGUAAGACCGAGCCAAUUCAAAAUAUCACAGAAUGGCGAGAAGAACGUGGUGAAUGCUCUACCACCGUUCUACCCUCAUCCUUCUACCGGUAA
This is a messenger RNA of Bursaphelenchus okinawaensis, 2869 nucleotides long. The record is from the annotation of a GenBank genome assembly. Lineage: Eukaryota; Metazoa; Nematoda; Chromadorea; Rhabditida; Aphelenchoididae.